Molecule: messenger RNA, 4347 nt
Organism: Dromiciops gliroides (monito del monte)
Lineage: Eukaryota; Metazoa; Chordata; Mammalia; Microbiotheria; Microbiotheriidae
Gene: ZC3H10
Product: zinc finger CCCH-type containing 10
Molecular function (GO): metal ion binding
Source: RefSeq, a predicted model, not a curated record
AUUUUAAUCCAAAGCACUCGUCAUCUCUUUGAGCACCAGUUUUCCCACUCUAGGUCCUACUUCCUUAAUUGCAACCAUUGUUGCUGCAUGUCUUUUGUUGCAUCUUGGGUCAGUUAGGCCCAUUUGAAGGAGGGCUAAGGAGGGAAUCCAGGGUUAAAAAUAAUCUGGGCAAUGGGAGUAAAGCGGGAGAGGCUUCACUGAUUCAAGGAAAGAAUGAUGGCGUUGCCUUCCCUGAGCAGCAGAGGGGGCCUGAGCAUCAUGUGGAAAAUACUUAGGGGGUGGCAGAAAAGGAAGAAGCCACUCAUUUGGAGUGGGACCAGGAUGCCUGACCGAGAUGGCUAUACCAAUGGCACAGGGAGCAGCAAUGGAGGCUCUGGAGGUGGUGGCGGUGAGGAGACCAGUGGAGCUGGGUCAGGAGCUAAUGCAGGCAGCUCAGAUGCUAUCUGCCGAGACUUUCUGAGAAAUGUGUGUAAGCGGGGCAAACGCUGUCGCUACCGCCACCCGGACAUGAGUGAGGUCUCCAACCUGGGUGUGAGCAAGAACGAAUUCAUCUUCUGCCAUGACUUCCAGAACAAGGAGUGUAGUCGUCUGAACUGCCGAUUUAUCCAUGGCUCCAAGGAGGAUGAGGAUGGCUACAAGAAGACAGGUGAACUCCCCCCACGGCUAAGGCAGAAGGUGGCAGCCGGCCUGGGCCUCUCCCCAGCUGACCUCCCCAAUGGCAAAGAGGAGGUUCCUAUCUGCCGAGACUUUCUCAAAGGGGAUUGUCAGCGAGGAGCCAAGUGCAAAUUCCGGCAUCUGCAGCGGGAUUUUGAGUUUGAAGCUCGGGGUGGGGGAGGCACUGGUGGAGGGGGGUCUGCAGGUUCAGUGCCCACCAACCGUCGCCACGAUCUUUAUGACACAUACGAUCUUCCAGACCGGGGCUUUGAGGACCAUGAGCCGUGCCCCAAACGUCGUCGGGGAGGGGGUGGGUGUGCCCCAGAUGGUUCCCACUUUGAGACAUUUGAGUACAGCCUGGCCCCACCCCGGGGGUUGGAGUGUCGAUUGCUAGAAGAGGAGAAUGCUAUGCUCAGGAAGCGGGUGGAGGAGCUCAAGAAGCAGGUCAGCAACUUGUUGGCCACCAAUGAAGUCCUGUUGGAGCAGAACGCCCAGUUCCGUAACCAGGCCAAGGUCAUGACGCUGAGCUCCACAGCACCAGCCACAGAACAAACGUUGGCACCCAGCGUGGGCACUGUCACCAACUACAACCAUGGCAUUGCCCAGACACACACCACACUCAGCAGCCAGGCCCUGCAGCCUAGACCUGUGUCCCAGCAAGAGCUUGUAGCCCCCACAGGUGCACCAGCUGCCCCACCGACUAAUGCAGCACCUCCCACAGCACCACCACCCCCACACCACCCCCCCCACCUGAACCCAGAGAUCACACCGCUCUCAGCCGCCCUGGCCCAGACAAUUGCCCAAGGCAUGGCCCCGCCUCCAGUCUCUAUGGCCCCGGUGGCCGUGUCUGUGGCCCCUGUGGCUGUUUCAAUGGCCCAGCCACUGGCAGGAAUCACAAUGAGCCACACCACCACCCCCAUGGUGACUUACCCCAUUGCCUCACAGAGCAUGCGCAUCACUGCCAUGCCACACUGACCAGGUCACUGGACACUUCUUUGAUACUGCCUCCCUGGCAAAGAGGGUGGGAAAAGAGGGCUCCUUCAUCUUUUCAUCUUCAUGUGUGUGGAAGGGACCACAUGAGGGAAUAAGGAUAGCAGACUUAUGAGUACUGGGUAUGUUCUCCUAGAACAGGUGAGGGAAUGUUAGACUUUCCCCAGCCUCCUAAGAAACGAACCUUUCCAGCUUCCCUCAAACCCAACCGGAGGGGUCUGCAAGGGAACAAGGACUGCAGGCCACCAGGAGAGGCAGGGAUGACUGAAGGGUUUUUGCAUCCCCAGAAAGAUAUGACUGAUGGGAUAUUGAGCUCUCCCAAAUGCUGCCCUCCCCCAGCAUAGACUCUAGCACUGAUUUUUGAAAAUGACCCCAAGCCCUGUAAAGGGAAGGGGGGAUGGGGUCAAGGAGAGUCAGAAUACGGAGCUUUCAGACUCAGAGAUUGACCCGUUCUCAGUGUGAGAAUUCCUCUGGGCCCAGCAUUGGGGAGAGGAAUACCAGGAGGCCCUAAUGUUUUAGGGCAGUGAGCUAAGGAAUUGUUAACCCAGGUGGGGUUAGGAGUCCACAGAGCAGGGCCCUACCAUUUUCCAAAGAAAUAAAAUAAUUAUUUUUAACAAAAGGAGGCAAUGGAGACUUACUGGGAGGUUAUGUGUGUUGGGAGUCCUGUUUUAAAAUAUGAACAUAACCCACCCCAGGCAAUCUGGAAAUGGCUUUGUAGGGGACAAUGAGAAGAGCCAAGGAUCCCAGGACUCGGAAAAGCUCUGGGGAUCUGUAAAGAAUCAAGUUGGGGGUAAGGGGACUAGCAACACAUGGUAAGGUUUAAAAAUAACCUGUCUGUGUCUUGAAUGCAGUGUUAUUCCCAGGCAGCCUUGCUAACCAGGGCUCCUAGGGUCAUUGGUGGAGGAGGGGUAGUGAAAGGUAUUGCUGGGAAGCCAGGAUGGGGGUGUUCAUCUAGCUGACAGAUUCGGCUCUUUCCUCCCUGACUUUGAAAUAGCAGGUGCUAGAGAAGUUGGGGGGGGAGGGGAGAUAUCCAUGGCAAAUGGAUUGUAUGCCAAGCAAAGUUUCAUUCUCUGUCCAACUGCAUCUGUGAAGUUGUCUAGUGGCCACUGAUGCCUCUCCUGGCCCUCCUUACCUCAGAAAGCCAACAGACUGAGUCAUAUUGUGGUAAAAGGGUAAUUUCUUAUGAAUCUCCCUGUUUAGCUGAUCCCUUUCCUAACACCUAUAAGGAGGACAUAGAGAUUCUAUUCCAUCCCUUAAGGUUACCAGUGUGGGGCUUCAUCAGCUCCUCUUGUGAGUUGAAACUUCAGUAGUUGGUUGAGCUAAGGACAAAAUCAGAAGUGUCAUCUUAUUGGACAUCAUGUUUGUUAGCAGGGAAGGGUGAGGUUGGGUUGGACUUUCCUAUGCUAUCUUUCAGGACCUUUCAAAUAGACCAGAACCCCUGAUUCUUUCAUUCUCUGGUUGUGUCCCCCAUGUUCACACUCAGGGUCAGAAGCCAAAAAUAAAGACGUGCCAGAAGAUUGGAAACAGCCAGUUUUUUUUAAAUGAUAGAUUCUAGAAACUAGACCAGUAAGCUUGGCAUCAGUCCCUGGAAGAAUUCUAAAAAUGGAUUAUUAAACAAUUGCUCAUGAGCACUUGAAAAAGAAUGUGGUGUACACCAGAAGCCAGCAUGGGCUCAUUGACAGGGUGAUGUUCCUGUCCUGUUAAUCUCUAACCCUGUUACCCCCUCCCAUCUGCCUUCUCAGCCUCUUGCUCACAAGCAGUGGAGUUUCUGGAAGAAGUCACAAAACCAAGCUGGCUGUCUCCCCCACAAAUUUGUGCUCUUCGACUGCUCCUCACUGUUUCACACUCCUUUCACUUAUCUUUUUUGUCCCCUAUCAAGUUCCCCCAAACAGCUGUUCUAAAUCUCCUUUAUUCUCAAAUACUCAAAAAAGUGAACCUUGUUUACCACAUUCCUGAGAAGAUCGAAGCCAUUUAUCUUUACCUCUCCUUCAUCUCUACAACUUAAGAUCUUUUUCUCUAUCAUCCUUUGAUAGAGUUUAAGGGAUUGGGUUAGGGUUUUUUUUUGGGGGGGGGGAGUUGGUUUAAAAAAAAAUUUUUUUUGUAUUUGUAACCCAAGCACCUGGAUUAGAUCACUUAAUAAAUUUUGAGUGUUUGAUUUGUCCUAGAAAUAAGAUGCAUCUUCUGCCAAAGCCAGCCCCUCUACUCAUGCCCAUUUCCAUAUUCCCUCCACUCUCUUCCAGGACUUCUCCACUGACCCAUCUCUUUACUGUUUCAUCUUCAUUCUCAUUCCUCUAAACAUGCUCAGGUAUCCUAAUGAAAACCCUCCUUUGACCAUACACCAUCCUGUAAACUGCCUUUCUGUCUCCCGUUCAGUGCUAAUCCAGGAGUGGGGAAAAGUCUAUACUUGAUACUGACCCACCCCUUCUCAAUAUUCCCUCCCUCUUCAGUCUACUUUACAACUGCACCACAGUACCGAAACAUAGUGAACUAAUGGCAUAAUCUAGUGACUGCUUCUCAAGUGUUCAUCCUGAAGCAUUUGACAUUCCCUACUUCCUUCACUUCUGUGUCAUUAUUCUCUCCUUGUGACCCUUGUACCUUUCUGACUUAUCUAUGUACCUUCUUCACUGAUGCUUAUUAUUUCUUUGCCCUCUUAAGUGUGUCUCCCAAGACUGUUCUUAGCCUUUCUUUCUCUAUAUACAAUCU